UGCAUUGUGGGAGAUGUAGUACCUCAAACUGCGAGCCUGAUGUAGCUCAAUCUGCGCUUACAGGUUCUGGCCAAGAGACAUUCUUUGCCAGAACAUCACCAAACAGUGGCUAUCCAUGUCAUGCCACUUCUGACUUCCCGUACUUACGCACUGACGCAGAAAACAGCAAUAAUGGCGGUAGAAAAUGUGAGCGUGGGCUUCAAACUGUACUGCCUCACGGUGAUGACAUUAGUGGCAGCUACAUACACAGUGGCUCUGCGAUACACCAGGACCAUUUCAACUGGAGACAUGUACUUCUCCACCACAGCAGUGUGCAUCACCGAAGUCAUCAAACUCAUCCUCAGUAUGGGAAUGCUCGCCAAGGAAACAGGGAGCCCCAGCAGGUUAAAAAAUGCUGUUGUGGAGCACAUAUUUUUUAGUCCUAAAGAGCUCCUAAAACUAAGUGUCCCCUCUCUCGUAUACGCCAUACAGAACAACAUGGCCUUUCUGGCUCUCAGUAACCUGGAUGCAGCAGUAUAUCAGGUGACGUACCAGCUGAAGAUACCGUGUACGGCCUUGUGCACUGUCCUCAUGCUCAAUCGCUCUCUGAGUCGCCUGCAGUGGGGGUCUGUGUUCAUGCUCUGUGUGGGAGUGACUCUGGUGCAGUGGAAGCCAGUAGAAGCCACUAAGGUUCAGAUUGAACAAAACCCUUUACUUGGAUUCAUGGCCAUUGCUAUUGCUGUCAUUUGCUCUGGAUUUGCAGGGGUGUACUUUGAGAAGGUGCUGAAGAGCUCUGACACCUCUCUUUGGGUGAGGAAUAUCCAGAUGUACAUAUCGGGCAUUGUGGUCACGCUCAUCGGUGUGUACAUGACUGAUGCCCAGGGAGUGUUGGAGAAAGGCUUCUUCUUCGGCUACACGCCCUGGGUCUGCUUUGUCGUGUUCCUGGCGAGUGUGGGUGGGCUGUACACAUCAGUGGUGGUCAAGUACACAGACAAUAUCAUGAAGGGCUUCUCUGCUGCAGCGGCCAUUGUCCUCUCCACUGUGGCCUCUGUGAUUCUGUUUGGACUCCAGAUAACUCUCACAUUCUUCUCUGGUGCCCUGCUGGUUUGCAUUUCCAUUUACUUGUAUGGACUCCCAAAACAGGACACGACCAAACUGCCCCGACAAGAAGCAGACAAAGAGCUCAAAGCAAAACUUAUACCAGUGUAACCUCCACAACAGGUUUCUGCCGAGCCUACACACUGUGGUGCUUCCUGUUUGAUGUUACAGAAUCCAAUCAGAAUGGGACAUCACACGUCACUGAAGAAGGAAACUUUUAUUAUUUUUUGCCAAAUGAUUUCCGGUUAUAGUUUGAUUCCAAGUGAUUAGGGAACUGCAUGACGAAGCUCUUUUUAAUAACAUAAAGAGCUAUUGGAGCUUUUGUAGUCCUAAGCUAAGAAUUAAUGAAGUCAUUUGUGGGAACUGACAAUUGAAUUUUUGUACACGUGUCAUUUCUUUUGACAUUGGGAUUGAAUGUAAACACAAGGAUUUGUUUUAGGCCUUGUCACUGGUCUUCAGUUGUGCUGGAGAGCUGUAUAAAACUGGACUGUGCCUCAGCAUCUCUGACAUAGGAUCUCAAAUGGUCAUGGGAUCUCAAUCUUGUCAGCUCCUUAUACUGAAUAAUCUUUAGUCAUGUAUUAUCUUUUGUGUCUUGUACAUAUCACUUGAUGCACAGGCAGCAUGUAUUUUUUAUUAUUUGAAUCAAAAUUAUUGUAAAAAAAAAAGACAAAUCUCAAGUUGAAAUCCUUUCGAUGAACAGUUACUUGUCUGUCAAAUAAUAUAUAAAGGGCAAAAAGUGCAACAGUUUUAAUAAAAAAUGUUUUAUUUACACAUAA
This is a messenger RNA of Boleophthalmus pectinirostris (great blue-spotted mudskipper), 1853 nucleotides long. It is a transcript of the gene slc35a1, whose product is annotated as solute carrier family 35 member A1. NCBI's taxonomy places the organism in Eukaryota, Metazoa, Chordata, Actinopteri, Gobiiformes, Gobiidae. Gene Ontology annotation, molecular function: pyrimidine nucleotide-sugar transmembrane transporter activity. Gene Ontology annotation, biological process: pyrimidine nucleotide-sugar transmembrane transport. Bases 121 to 1188 code for a protein of 355 amino acids. The record is from RefSeq and is a predicted model, not a curated record. The transcript has 8 exons. Gene Ontology annotation, cellular component: Golgi membrane.